AUGAAUUUCCUCUCACGGCUCUCCAAACUCUAUAAAUUCAUCCGAAUCCGAUGCCAUCGUUAUCCCAGAUUCCCACUUCUUAAUCUUCCAUACGUCGCGAUAAAACACGUUAUCACAACUAUGAGUGUUUCGGAAAGAAUUAAACUUUCAUUAACUUCGAAACGAAUGGAGGCCUACGUGAUUCUUUCAAGACAGUUAUCCCCAUAUUGUAUUAUUCAUUUUGACAGCAAGCUAUCAUAUAUACUUAUGUCACAGGAAGGAAUCAUGUUAUUUUCAGAGAACAAAUUUCAUAAAUAUUGUGAUUAUGGGAAUGAGAAGAUGAAGUACUCGGAUUACAGUUCAUGGCUCAACAAGAACUCCACCUCUCUCGAGAAGUUUUCAAAGUUAACCCAGAAAGUUUUGACGUUAUUCCCAACUAACUACCUAAUUCUCCAGUUUUGUACCGACUGGAUGAGCGCAGAAGAUCUCGAGGCACUAAUCAAUAUUCCAAUAUUCCGAGGCUGUAACCAGCUAGAGGUUUUCGGACAGUGGCCUAGAGGAGAACUUUUGGAUAUGAUUAUGGAAAUGGCGAAUUCUAAGGGGGAUAUAAAAUUAGGGAGAGUUAUGGUGGAUUACAGUCAUGCAAUGGCGUUUAAAUUCCGUAACAUCGUGUACGACGACUCCCGAUGGAUACGAAUUGAACACCUGUUAUCCCUGGAAAACAGUCGAUUCGUAACUUUAAGACAAUGCAAUUUAAAUUGCAAAGAUAUGAAUAUUCUACUGAAAUAUUGGAUCUCUACUGAUCGAAAUAUGUUUGAAGUGUUGAAAAUCGAAGGAAAUGAGAGAUUUUUUUGUCCAAAAGAUGUGUUCGAUGGGAUAGCUGUGCUGAGAGCUGUUUUUCACGAGAACCCAUAUUAUUGGAUCACUACCAAAUCCGCGGACCCCUCGAAACGGAACAUGUUGGCUUGUCAACUCGAUGGACGUACAAUGCAAUGUUUUACGGGACGUCACGACAAGAUCAGAAUAACCACUGGUGUAGAGGACCUGAAAGUUCUGGAAAUUUUGAAAUUAUUAGAAGACAGAAGAGAGGAAAAGGAUCAGGAACAUGAAAGAACAAGUGAAACACUAAACAGUUUUGGAGUCCUUUUCAAAGAUGGCAUUGCAUGGCUCCGAUGA
Caenorhabditis remanei is the source of this 1155-nucleotide messenger RNA. RefSeq lists its product as uncharacterized. Gene Ontology annotation, biological process: embryo development. The transcript has 5 exons. The record is from RefSeq and is a predicted model, not a curated record. Gene Ontology annotation, molecular function: protein binding. The coding region runs from base 1 to 1155 and encodes 384 amino acids. NCBI's taxonomy places the organism in Eukaryota, Metazoa, Nematoda, Chromadorea, Rhabditida, Rhabditidae.